Spirodela intermedia is the source of this 28533-nucleotide messenger RNA. NCBI's taxonomy places the organism in Eukaryota, Viridiplantae, Streptophyta, Magnoliopsida, Alismatales, Araceae. The record is from the annotation of a GenBank genome assembly.
AUGGGGCAAAGAGUAAUCAUAUACACGGGAGAAAAGGACUUACUUGUAAAUGUAAUAUUAUUACUAUAUAUUCACCUGAAACUUUGGCACACAAGCAAUGUGGGAUUAAACCUACAUCACACCUUCCCCAGAAUUCUUUAAUAAUUUCAAUACCUACAAUACCCCUUAUUUAUAAUAGAGAUAUACCAUGAUGACAUCAUUUUAUAAGGGUAUUAGAGUACUUAUGUCAAUCUCUCUCAUAUAAGUGGGCAACCAAUGUGGCUUUGAAUCCUCCUAGAACUAAAACUCAUAUUUUUUAUUUGAUUAUCAUGACUUUCUUGCAAAUUGUUGGUGAAGGAUUAAGCUGCUAGAAUUGCUAGAUCAUCAACAAAAGUUUCGUCAAUGUGAUUUGUGGAGUAUUGUUACUAAAAUUACAAAACGAUUCACGAUAAAAGUAUCACAAAUUCAUCAAGUAAAGUAUCUCUGAUUGAUUGAGGAACAAACCAUUGUUGGGAAGAGGACAAUUCACUAGGAGACGAGUCGCCACCUCUUGAAAACAUAUCAGAUGCGAUAAAAAGUUUUCUCUUGCUACACAAACUUAAGGAUGAAGCUUCCUAACAUGCACCUCACUUCCAUCCAGCUCCUCUCCAUUAGGUGACAAUCAUCAGAGAGUCAUAAAGUCACUAUUUUUCUGCUCCACUCAGGUGACAACCACCAGAGACAAUUCGACAACCCAUUUCAUUGAUCUUUAAACUUUGCAAAGAGAUCUAAAGAUUAUCCACGCUGUUCUUGUCCAAGGAGAGCCUUCGAGGCUGUGGACACUACACGAUGAUUUAAUGACCUAUUUUAUUGAUCUCUAGACUUCAAAAGAAGAUGUAGAGAUUGCCCACAUUGUCUUUGUCCAAAGAAAGCUUUUGAGGCUAUAGACACUACACAACAAUCCUCUCAAACACUCAAGAUUUUAGUAGAUCACCAACACAUCACCGUCGCGAUGCUGGAAAUCUAUUUUCUUACUUUCAACUUAAUUUUCACUUUAUUUAGUGAUAAUUUGUGUGAUUUAAAUUUACUUAAAUAUACUUCAUUCAAUUAUGAUUCUUUUAACUUUUACAAAUCUUAAUUUAAUCAAUUAAAUCAUAUGUAAUCACUUAUGUAAGAAUCAUCAGGUGAAACUUUAUUUUUGCCUGAUUUGCAUUCACCCGGCACUGAUGUCAUCUUGACGUCCGCACCCUUAUUUUUCUAUUUCAUGAAUUUUAAUAUAUUUCAUUUUUAUUUCUUAGUAUAAAAUUCAGAAAAAAAAAUAUUCUUUGAGGAAAAUUCUGAAUAAUUAUCCAAUAUUAUAUUACAUCCCUAUGAUUGACCUAAAAAAAUUACCAUUAUUUUUAGAAGUUUUAUUGAAUUAUAAUUUAUAUAUUUUUUUCAAAAAUACUUCUAAAUAUCUGAAAAUGUGUAUUUUUAAGUUUUAUAAAUUUUUAAUUUACGUGAUUUACUAUAAAAUAAUUAAGUCACAUCAAAUUUUGGCAUUAUUUUCAGAGAUGUAUUACAUAAUAUUUAGUAUUUUUCUCUUAGGGUACGUAAAAAAAUAUUUAACUCUUAUUUUAUUUUCUUCUUGUCAAAUUUUUUUUUUUAAAAAAGAACAAAGCGAAGUGACGUGACUUAGUCGUUGUAUAUUAAAUCACGCAAAUAUAAAAUUUAUUAAACUAGAAAAUACGAGUUUUCAGAUAUUUAGAAGUGUUUCUAAAUAAAUAUAUCAAUUAUAAUUCAGUAAAACUUCCAAAAAUAGCGAUAAUUUCCCAGGUCUAUCACAGGGAUGUAAUAUAAUAUUUUGUAAUUAUUCAGAUUUUUUCUCAAUGAAUAUGAUUUUUUAUAAAUUUUACACUAAGAAAUAAAAAGGAAAUAUAUUUAAAAUUUAUGAAAAAAAAGGAAGUAACGGGUGUGGACAUCAAGAUGACGUCAGCACCCGGCGAAUGCGAAUCGAGCAGAAAUAGAGUUCCGCCUGGCAAUUCUUACGUAAGCGAUUACAGAUGAUUUAAUUAAUCAAAUUAAAAAUUGUAAAAGUUGGAAGAAUCGUAAUUGAACGAAGUAUCAUUUGGUAAAUUAAAAUCACACAAAGUAUCACUAAAUGAAGCGUAAAUUAUAUUGAAAGUAGAAAAAUAAAGUUCUGGCAUCGCGACGGCAAUGCAUCAGCAAUGCACCGGAAUCUUGAGCAUUUGGGAGGAUCGCCAUGUAGUAUCCACAGCCUUGAAGGCUCUCCUUGGACAAAGACGACGUGGGCAAUCUCUAGAUCUUCUUGCAAAGUCUAGAGAUCAAUGAAGUGGGUCGUUACAUCGUCUCCAGUGGCUGUCACCCGGUGGAGCGGAAAAAUGGUAACUUUGUAGCUCUCUGGUGGCUGUCACCCGACGGAGAGGAGCUAGAUGGAGGUGGGGCGCGUGUUAGGGAGCUUCAUCCUCAAGUCCGUGUAGCAAGAGAAGGCUCUUCAUCGCAUCUGGUACGCUCUCAAGAGGUGGUGACUCGUCUCCUGGCGGAUCGUCCUCUUCUUGACGACGGCUUGUUCGUCGAUCAAUCGGAGAUGAUUUACUCGAUGGAUUUGCGAUCCUUUUAUCGCGAAUCGUUCAACAAUUUUAGUAGCAAUGCUCCACGAAUCACGUUGACGAGAUUUUUGCUGAUGAUCCAGUGAUUCUCAUUGCUUAAUCCUUCACCGGCGAUCUACAGGAAAGUCACGAUAAUCAGAUAAAAAUAUAUGAAUUUUGACUCUUGGAGGAUUCAAACCCGCGCUGGUCGCCCACCUCUUUUGAGGAAGGUGUGACAUGGGUUUAGUCCCACAUCGAUUGUGUGCCAACUUUUCGGGCGAAUAUAUAGUAAUGUUAGCUUUGUAAGCAAAGUCUCUUCUCUCGCGUGUACGACCACUCCUUGCCCCACAGCCGGCUGGCCACCGGUGACGUGGAAGGGGAGUGGUGUACACGUGCCCUAUUGGUCCCCAAGUCAAGCCGCUCGAGCCCCUACUCGCGGCUACUCCCCGACUACGCUUCUGACCCACUUGCAGGCCCGGCUGGCCAGCGGGUCCCCCCAUUUUUGUAAUAUUUUUAUUUUUAUUUCUUGUUCUUCAUUUAUCUCAAAAGUAAGACUGUAAAAAUCUUAUAAAAUCACAUAAUUACCCAAAAAUUCACGUUAAUCAACUGAAAAUUACAAAUCAUUUUUUAACACAAAUAUAAGUCUAUUUAUCAUGAGUUAAGGCUAAAAAUAUAUUAUUUACUAAUUAUUAACUCAUGAUAAUGAAGACUUAUCUAGAAGCAAGGCAAGGACUAAAGCAUACUGAAGGAGAGUAACAAUUACUAAACUUUUUUCUUAAACUUAUUUAUUUUUUAUGCAUGGUAGAAGAUCCUUGCAUCCAAGGCUAGAAAAUCCUUUCAUUAUUUCAUUCAAAACUAAAAAUUCGAAAGAAAAAUUAAUUUUGAUAGAUCCUAAAGGAAGUACAGGUCAAAUUGAAAACAAUCCUAUGACCAUGAAAAAUCAUUAUAUCCCUACUUCAUUUCAAAGAGCAUCUAAUAUUAGAGUCCUAUUAGCACCCUGACGUGACUCAGUCGUUGUAUAUUAAAUCACACAAAUAUAAAAUUUAUAAAACUAGAAAAUACGAAUUUUCAGAUAUUUAGAAGUAUUUCUAAAUAAAUAUACUAAUUAUAAUUCAAUAAAAAUUCCAAAAAUAGCGGUAAUUUUCCAGGUCGAUCAUAGGGAUGUAAUAAAAUAUCUGGUAAUUAUUCAGAAUUUUUCUCAAUGAAUACGAUUUUCUUACGAAUUUUAUACUAGGAAAUAAAAAGGAAAUAUAUUUAAAAUUCACAAAAAAAAAGGAAAUAAGGGUGCGGGCGUCAGGAUGAUGUCAGUGCCCAGCAAACGCGAAUCAGGUGAAAAUAGAGUUCCGCCCGGCGAUUCUUACGUAAACGAUUACAAAGGACUCAAUUAAUCAAAUUAAAAUCUGUAAAAGCCGGAAGAAUCGUAAUUUAACGAAGUAUAGUUUGGUAAAUUAAAAUCACACAAAGUAUCACUAAAUGAAGUGUAAAUUAAAUUGAAAGAAGGAAAACAAAGUUCCGGCGUCACGACGGCGAUGCGUCGGCGAUGCACUAGAAUCCUGAGCGUUUGGGAGGAUCGUGCAGUGUCUAUAGCCUUGAAGGCUCUCCUUGGAUAAAGACGACGUGGGCAAUCUCUAGAUCUUCUCGCGAAGUCUAGAGAUCAAUGAAGUGGGUCGUCGAAUCGUCUCCGGCAGCUCUCACCCGGCAGAGCGGAAAAAUAGCGACUUUGCAGCUCUCUGGCGGCUGUCACCCAAUGGAGAGGAGCUGGAUGGAGGUGAGGCGUGUGUUAGGGAGCUUCAUCCUCAGGUCCGCACAGCAAGAGGAGGCUCUUCAUCGCAUUUGGUAUGCUCUCAGGAGGUGGCGACUGGUCUCCCGGCGGAUCAUCCUCUUCCCGAUGACGGCUUGUUCGUCGAUCAAUUGGAGAUGAUUUACUCGAUGGAUUCGCGAUCCUUUUAUCGCGAAUCGUUCAGCAAUUUUAGUAGCAAUGCUCUGCGAAUCGCGUUGACGAGAUUUUUGCCAAUGAUCCAGCGAUUCUCAUUGCUUAAUCCUUCACCGGUGAUCUGUAGGAAAGUCGCGAUAAUCAUAUAAAAAUAUAUGAAAUUUGACUCUGGGAGGAUUCAAACCCGCGCCGGUCGCCCGCCUCUUCUGAGGAAGGUGUGAUGGUGGUUUAGUCCCACAUCGGUUGUAUGCCGAUUUUUCGGGCAAAUAUAUAGUAAUGUUAGCUUUGUGAGCAAAGUCCCUUCUCUCACGUGAAUGACCACUCCUUGCCCCACAACCGGCUGGCCACCGGUGACGUGAAAGGGGAGUGGCGUACGCGUGCCUUGUCGGUCCCCAAGCCAAGCCGCUCGAGCCCCUGCUCAUGGCUUACUCCCUGACUGCGCUUCCGACCCGCUUGCGGGCCCGGUUGGCCGGCGGGUUCCCCCAUUUUUGCAAUAUUUUUAUUUUUAUUUGUUCUUCAUUUAUCUCAAAAGUAAGACUGUGAAAAUCGUAUAAAAUCACAUAAUUACCCAAAGAUUCAUGUUAAUCAAUUGAAAACCAAAAAUCAUUUUUUAACACAAAUAUAAGUCUAUUUAUCAUGAGUUAAGGCUAAAACUAUAUUAUUUACUAAUUAUUAACUCAUGAUAAUGAAGACUUAUCACACCCACUAUUAAAUUUGAAAUAAAUUUAAGAAUUUUUCAAAUGCUCCCUAAUUUUCAUGGAUUACCUUUAGAGAAACCUCAUCAGCACUUACAAAAAUUUCAUAUGAUCUGUGACUUAGUUAAUCUCCCUCAAGUUACACCAAAAAUUAUUAAGAUGAAAUUAUUUCCUCAUACACCUAGGAACAAAGCUAGUCAUUGGCUAUCCACAUUAGAUAAAGAACUAACUAACUAAAAAUAUGAGAAAAUAUAUUCAAAAUUUUAUUCUUUGGGAAAAAUUCAAAAUAUGAGAAAAUAUAUAUAAAGUUUUUCUCAAAGACCAGGAGAAACUUUACAUGAGACAUGGGAAAAAUUCAAAGAUUUACUUAUAAAGUGUCCUUAUCAUGCUAUACCCAAGUGGCAACUCAAUAGAAUUUUUUAUGAUGGAUUAUUAGAACAAUAUAGAAAUAUAGUUGAUUUGAUAUGUGGAGGAGCUUUUAUAGAGAAAACUCCUGAUGAGAUUUACAAUCUUUAUGUGAAUUUAAGUGAAAAUUCUAGAGAUCAAGCCCCUUUUGAAUUAUAUGACAAAGAUAACAAGAGAGGAAUUUAUGAAUUACAUCAUGAUGAUGAUUCUAAUUUAAGAAAUGAGGUUAAUAAAAUUAAUCAAAGAUUAGAAAAACUUGAUUUACUUAUUGAGGAUAUUAGAAAGCCUCUUAACCUUCAAUUGAAUGCAUAUAGUGCAUGUUUUAUGUAUAGUGAAAAUGAUAAUUUUGAAUUUCAAUAUUAUAAUUUAGAUCAAUCAUUCCUAAGCAAGAGCAAGUCUAAGUAACCCACAAUUUUAGUAAAAAUAAGAAGUAUUUUUCUAAUUCUUAUAAUCCUAAUUGGAGAAAAAAAAUUCAUAGAGAAACCCAAAUAAUAUUCAAAAUAUAAAAGCACUUAGAUCCAAUUCAAAAUUUGAAUUUCAUCCGAAACGAGAACAUAGAUUUUAGAAAAAUCAGCCCUCUCAAAUCCAACUUGAUGCUAUGGAAAUGAUACAACAAAUGAGUCAAAUGAUGUUACAUCAAAAACAAAUUAUAGAAGAUUUUGAGAAUAGGAGAGAAGAGGGACAGCCACCUAGUCAGCUCAUAGAAAAUUUAGGAAAUUGUCUAAGAGUAGGAUUUAAGUAAAAAGAGUCUAGCUGAAUAAAUUUAAGAAAAAACCCACAAAAUAAAAAUAUUAAGAUAGCGAAUACAUUGGGUGAGAAUAUUUUACUUGAUCCUUAUUUCCAAUUAUUAGAAGAAAUCGAUGAGUCAUUAGAAGUAAUGAGAAUAUUAAGGCUGAGAAUAUAAUAGCAAAAAAUUUGAAUAAAAUUAUUUAUUGCUCACAAUUGAUGAAUGAAUAUAGUGAGGAUGAUGAGGAGAAAGAGCCCUUAGAUGAAAAAAUAAUAGCUGAUCAUAGAAGAAUCAUCUAAAUUUUAGUAAAAAGAAUAAGGAUAGAAAUAAAGAAAAACAUAUUUCAGGUGAGGAAAAAUUAAUUAAUUUGAGAGAUGUAGGAGAUGAAAUUAAUAAAUAUAAUCAUAAUUUUAUAGCUAUAGCUGUUGAUCGUAAAGAUGAUGAUAUAUAUCAUAUAUUAAAAUUAAAAGAUAGCUCUUGGGAAGAUGAAGAAUUUGAUGAGUUGAGAAAUGAAAAGCUAGAAAAAGAGUUGAUUCAACUAAUGAGGAGAAACGAAAAUAAUGAAUAUGAAUAUAAAGAUAAUUUUAGAGGAGAAAAUUUGAAUUUUGCUAAAUUCAUUAGAUUUGAGAUUAAAGAAGACAAUCUUUCCAUCCUUCAAAACUCACAGCCCAUUAGAAUUAUUUCUAAGCUUAAAAUAUUUCACUCCUCGCAAAUUGAACAAGUAUGUAUGGAAGAUAAAAUAGAGCACAUGAAGAUUAUACAGAUAAAAUAACACAUUAAGAAAUGAGUAAGUAGAAGAAUUAAAGAUAUCAAUUUAAAUAAAAAAAAUCUAGAUUGAGUAAGAGCUAAUUUAAAAAUUAUAUGGCUUGAUCACAUUUUUUGGUCUAUUAAUAGAAAGUAUUUAUUAAUAAAUGAGAGCCUUACAAAAUAAGAUAGAAAUGAGGAAAGGUUUUUUCAAAAUGAAAAUAUUAUUUUUGGAAAAAUUUAUUAAUUUUUAUUUUGUUUUGGGUGAAAGUAUGUCAAGGUAUAUAUAUGAAGUAUAUGAAUUUAUGUUAAAUCUAAAAAAGAAUAUUAUGAAACUUACCUCGAGAUACAAAUAUAUUUUGAUGGCCAUAGAUUAUCUUAUAUGAUCUAAGAGCUGUUCAACUAAAGAUAUUAAAUUCAGCACUAUAUGGAAGGCAACCCAUGGUUUUUAUUUCAUUCUGUUUGAAUUUUUUUUAAGCUCUAUUUUUUUUAGAAUUUUGUAGUACUUGUUUCUGUAUUUUUUUUGUCGAAAAAGUGCAGGAGGACUGUAAGAUGAAGUGAAAAAUUAAAAAUGAGGUUGAGGUGAUGUCCUUCUCGCAUUUCAAUCCCCUAGACAUAUAUUACUAAAAUUCAAAAUUACAACUAUAAAGAAGAUAGUUUUGAUUUAGUUUUGAAAAAUUUAUUGUUACUAAAAAUAGAAUUGAAAAUAGAAAGCAAAACUAUCAGAACUAUCUAAUUUAUAAAUUUCUUACAUCAUAUUACAUAGACAAAAAAUUAAAUCAAUUAGAUUGAUUGAUAUCAAAAGAUACUUGGAGGAUUAUUAUUGAGUCAAAAGAAUGAUCUAGUAGCAUGAAAUGUUGGAAUACUUGUUGGAUACAUGAUAUAUAAUAUGGAUUUGAUUUUAUAAGUUUUCACUUCAUUCUUGAUAGAUAGUAUUCACUUGAUGUGAAAAUUUGAUUGAUUAUUUGAGUUUAAUAAAGAUUUUUGCACCCUAAUCUAUAAGACUUGUGAGGAGAAAUCACUUAUUUCAAAAAAAAUAACUCCAAGAUCAUAACUUCAAGAUUCUAGAUUUGCAAUGUCCAUGAUUUUUCUAUGCCCUCAAAAGGUUUUCUGUUACUUCUCAUCAAAACUCUUGUUCAUCUUGACCAUUGUACUAUUCAUUAUGUGUCCUUAAUCAAAUACUUAAGCUAAGUUCAUCAAAGGAGUGUAUUUUCUAUUUUACUUAGCUCACUCAUCCCCCCUAUUAAAACUUCAUCAUUGUCUACAAUGAUUGAAUAAUAAAUGCAGACAAAAAUUCAGAAGAAUGCAAGCUAGAAAGAACACAAUCAUAAGGGUAUGAAAAGUAAUAAAUUCAGGUGGGGUGGAAGCUCAAUCACUUGCUAGUCUCUUCCACACAGCCAAUGUUUUCUACAAUCAAUUCAAUUGGGAAAUGUAAUUUUGAUUGUAGAAACUAAACUAGAAGAGAAUUCAAAUGACAAUAAGCAAAAAAAGGAAAAAUAGUAGGGUUGCCUCCCUAGCAGUGCUAAGUUUAAUGUCAUCAGCUGGACAACAAUACAUCUCAUGUUAUAUUUUGUAAAUUAUUUUUAUCUACCUCUCUCUUGUCAUGAUGCUCAAGAUAUGCUUUAAUUUGCUAUCCACUCACUUUAAAAUAAUUGUUAGAUCCUAGACCUCUAAGUGUGGCUACCCCAUACUCAUUUAAAUUUUCUAAAGUAUAUGGCUCAUCCCAUCUACUCCUCAAUUUUCCUAGAAAUAAUUUGAACUUUGAAUUGUAUAACCAUACUUUUUGACCAGGUGAAAAUUGCUGCCUAGUGAUGUACUUGUCAUGAAAUCCUUUAGCCUUUGCUUUAUAAAUCCUCGCAUUUUCUUAUACUUUAUUCCUUAACUCAUCCAAUUCCUACAUUUCAAGAAGUCAUUUUUCUCUAGUUGCUGCCAUGUCCAUGUUGAUUUGCUUGAUAGCCCAAUACACCUUAUGCUCCAUUUACACGGGUAAGUGACAUGCCUUGUUGUAGAUGACGUAACUCAGUCAUUGUAUAGUAAAUCACACAAAUUUAAAAUUUAUAAAACUAGAAAAUAUGAUUUUUCUGAUAUUUAGAAGUAUUUCUGAACAUAUAUAUCAGUUAUAAUUCAAUAAAACUUUCCAAAAAUAGCAAUUUCUAAGUCGAUCACAGGGAUGUAAUAUAAUAUCUGGUAAUUAUUCAAAAUUUUUCUCAAUGAAUACGAUUUUCUAUGAAUUUUAUACUAGGAAAUGAAAAGGAAAUAUAUUUAAAAUUCAUGAAAAAGGGAAAUAAGGGUGCAGACGUCAGGAUGAUGUUAACGCCCGACGAACAUGAAUCGGACAAAAAUAGAGUUCUAUUCGGCGAUUCUUAUAUAAGUAAUUACAAAUGAUUUAAUUAAUCAAAUUAAGAUUUGUAAAAGCUAGAAGAAUCAUAAUUGAACAAACUAUAUUUUGAUAAAUUUAAAUCACAAAAAUUAUCACUAAAUGAAGCGUAAAGUAAGUUGAAAGUAAGAAAACAGAGUUCUAGUGUCGCGACGGCAAUGAAUCGGUGAUGCAUCAGAAUCUUGAGCAUUCAAGAGGAUUGUCGUGUAGUGUCUACGGCCUCAAAGGCUCUCUUUGGAUAUAGACGAUGUGGGUAAUCUCUAGAUCUCCUUGUGAAGUUUAGAGAUUAAUAAAAUGAGUCGUCAAAUUGUCUUUGGCGGCUAUCACUUGAUGGAGUGGAAAAAUGGCGACUUUGCGACUCUCCGGUAGUUGUCACCCAAUGGAGAGGAGCUGGAUGGAGGUGGAGUGCGUGUCAAGGAGCUUCAUCCUUAGGUCCGUGGAGCAAGAAGAGGCUCUUCAUCGCAUCUGGUAUGCUCUUAAGAGGUGGGAACUUGUCUCCUAGCAGAUCGUCUUCUUCUCCACGAUGACUUGUUUGUCGAUCAAUCAUAGAUGCUUUACUCGAUGGAUUCACGAUCCUUUUAACGCAAAUUGUUCAGCAAUUUUAGUAACAAUGCUCCGUGAAUCAUGUUGACAAGAUUUUUGUCGAUGAUCUAGUGAUUCUAGUUACUUAAUCUUCACCGACGAUAUGCAAGAAAGUCAUGAUAAUCAGAUAAAAAAAAUAUGAGUUUUGACUUUAGGAGGCUUCGAACCCUCACCGGUUGUCUGCCCUUUCUGAGGAAGGCGUGAUGUGGGUUUAGUCCCAUAUCGAUUGUGCACUGAUUUUUCGGGUGAAUAUAUACUAAUGUUACAUUUUUUAUUAAGUCCCUUCUCUCGCAUGUACGACCACUCCUUGCCUCACAGCCAGCUGGCCACUAGUGACGUGGAAGGGGAGUGGUGCACACAUAUCCCUAUCAGUACAAGCCACUCGAGCCCUUGCUCGCGACUACUCCCUAACUGAGCUUCCGACUCGCUUGUGGGCCCAGCUGGCCGGUGGGUCCACCUUAUUUUGUCUUAUUUUUAUUUUUUAUUUCUUUUUCUUCAUUUAUCUCAAAAGUAAGAUUGUAAAAAUCAUAGAAAUUCAUGUAAAAUCACAUAAUUAUCCAAAAAUUCACAUUAAUCAACUGAAAACUACAUUUCACACUUAAACACAAAUAUACGUCUAUUUAUCACGAGUUAAGGCUAAAAUUAUAUUAUUUACUAAUUAUUAACUCAUGAUAAUGAAGACUUUUUAGUAGACCAUCCUAAAUUGUGAAGCUCCUAAUGGUAUUUUGUAUGUGGUUCUAUAAGCCCACAAUGUAUCAUCAAGAUGGAAGGCCCAAUCCUUUCGAUUGAGAGAGACUAGUGAUAAGUCUUCAUUAUUAUGAGUUAAUAAUUAGUAAAUAAUAUAUUUUUAACCUUAACUCAUGAUAAAUAUACUUAUAUUUAUGUUAAAUUGUGAAAAGUGGUUUUCAAUUGAUUUGUAUGAUUUUUAUGAAUUUGUAAUUAUAUUUUCAAUGAAUUUGUAUGAUUUUUAUAGUCCUAGUUUUGAGAUAAAUGAAGAAAAAGAAAUUAAGUAAAAAUAUAGCAAAAUAAGGGGACUCAUUGGCUAGCUAGGCCCACAAGUAGGUUGAAAGUAUAGUCAAGGGGAGCAGCGAGCAGGAGCUCGAGCAGCUAGGACUGAUGGGGAUACGUGUGCGCCACUCUCCUUUCACAUCACUGGUGGCCAACUGGCUGUGGGGUAGGGAGUGGUUCUACACCCGAGAGAAAGGGACUUAUUGCUUGGGAAAUGUGAUAUUAGUAUUUAUUCACCCAAAACUUCGGUGCACAAACGAUGUGGGACUAACCUAUGUCACACCUUCCCCUAAAAGGCUUCAAAGGCAGGCAAUCAGUGCGGGUUUAAAUCCUUCCAUAGCUAAAAUAUAUUUUUUAUCUGAUUAUUACAACUUUCUUACAAAUUGUCAAUGAAAGAUUGAGUCGUUAUAAUCACGGGAUCAUCAACAAAAAUCUCGUCAACAUGAUUCACAGAGUAUUAUUACUAAAAUUAUUGAACAAUUCGUAAUAAAAAGAUCACGAAUCCAUCAAGUAAAACAUCUCCGAUUGAUUGACGAACAAAUUGUUGUUAAGAAGAGGAUGAUCCACAAAAAGAUGAGUCAUCAUCUCCUAAGAGCAUACCGGAUGUGAUGAAGAGCCUCUUCUUGUCACACAAAUCUGAGGAUGAAGCUCCCUAACAUGCACCCUACCUCUAUUUAGCUCCUCUUUGUCAAGUGGCAGCUGUUAAAGAGUCGCAAGGAGAUGAUUCGAUGACCCAUUUCAUUAAUCUCUUGACUUUACAAGGAGAUCUAGAAAUUAUUUCUAUCGUCCUUGUCCAAGAAGAGCCUUUGAGGCUAUAGACACUACAUGACGAUCCUCCUAAAUGCUUAAGAUUCUGGCGCAUCAUUAACGCAUCACCACUACAACACGGAAACUUUAUUUUUCUAUUUUCAACUUAAUUUUUACUUUAUUUACUGAUAAUUUAUAUAAUUUAAAUGUACCAAGCUAUACUUUAUUCAGUUACAAUUCUUCUAGUUUUUAUAGAUCUUAAUUUGAUCAAUUAAAUCAUCUAUAAUCGCUUACAUAAAAAUUGUCAAAUAGAACUUUAUUUUUGCUCAAUUCACACUUGUUAGGAGUUGACGUCAUCUUGACGUCUGCACCCUUAUUUUCCUUUUUUUUGAAUUUUAAAUAUAUAUAUAUAUAUAUUUUUAUAGUAUAAAAUUCAUAAAAAAGUUAUAUUCUUUAAGUAAAAUUCUAAAAAAUUACCCAAUAUUAUAUUACAUCCCUAUGAUCGACUUAGAAAAUUACCACUAUUUUUGGAGGUUUUAUUGAAUUAUAAUUGAUAUAUUUAUUUAGAAAUACUUUUAAAUAUUUGAAAAUUAGUAUUUUCUACUUUUGUAAAUUUUAAAUUUGUGUGAUUUACUAUACAAUGACUAAGUCACGUCAACCACCUUUUGCAAAAUCAAUUUAAUCACAUGGUUAGCUAAUUCAAUUUUGUCAUUUGAUUUUGGAUGAUAUGGUGUGGUGAGUCUAUGUUGAACUUCAUAUUUGGACAGAAAAUUCCAAAAAUGUAUAUUUGUAAAAUGUGUGCCAUUAUGACUAAUAAUAGCACAUGGACACCCAAAUCUCGAUAAAGUAUUACUUCGAAUAAAUUUUAUAACAAUUUUGCUAUCAUUUGUGCAAGUAGGCAUUACUUCCACCAACUUUGACACAUAAUCUACUACAAGUAAAAUAUAUUCAUAUCCACAUGAAGGAGAGAAUGGAUCUAUAAAGUCAAUUCCCCUUAUAUCAAAAAUCUCAACUGCUAAAAUAGGCUAUAAUGGCAUUGCAUCUUUCUUUUUGAUAUUAACAAUUGAUUGACAUUUAAUGCAAUGUUGACUAAAUACAUGUGCAUCUUUAAAUAAAGAGGGCUAGAAAAAACCACUUUGUAAGACUUUUGCAAUUAUCUUUCAUCUUGCAAAAUGGCCUCCACAUUGUAGGAAAUGACAAAAUUCUAAGAUUUUACCUUGUUCUUCAUCUAGAACACAGAGUCAUAGGAUCUAGUCUUCACCUAAAUAAAACAAAUUAAGAUCAUUCUAGAGAAUCUUAGAUUUACUUUAGCAGCAAAUUUCUUUAGCUCUCUCUCUUCCAUACUACAAGCAUUUUCUAUGUAGCUAAAUAAUUAACAAUCUCAGCAAACCAUUAUAUAUUUUUUAGUUUGGAUUGAUAAAAUCUGCUUAUCUGAAAAAGCAUCAUUUAAAAAUAGAUUGCUCAUUAUGUACAAUACGAGAUAAAUGAUCAGCCACAACAUUUUUGAAUUCUUUCUUAUCAUGGAUUUCAAUAUCAAACUCAUGUAAUAAUAAAUUUUGUCCAAUAAUUGUGGCUUUGCUCCUUUCUUUUCUAACAAGUAUUUCAAUGUUGCAUGAUCAGAAUACACAAUCACCUUUGAUCUAAUAGUAUAUGUUCUGAAUUUUUCUAAUGUAAACACCACUACCCAUAAUUCUUUUUGAGUGGUAGUGUAAUUAAUUGUGCAUCUGUAAUAGUGUUGCUAGCAUAAUAAAUAACCACAAGAUCUAUUUGCUGCCCUAAGACUGCACCAAUUACAAAAUUAGAUGCAUCACACAUUAUUUCAAAUAGCAUGGACUAGUUCAGUGUUUGAAUGAUUGGUGCUUCUAUCAAGGUUGUCUAAAGAGUCAUAAAUGAAUUAAUACAUGCUUCUUCAAAAUGAAAUGAACUGUCCUUAGACAACAAAGAUGUCAAUGGCCUAGUUAUUUUAGAGAAAUUAUUAAUAAAUUGUCGAUAGAACUCAGCAUGUCAAAGAAAUGCUCUAAAUUGUUUGAUUGACUAUAGUGGAGGCAGAUUGACAAUAGCAUCAAUCUUGCUUUGUCCACCUCAAUCCCUCUCUCACAAACAACAUGUACUAGGACUAAUCCUUGCACCAUAGAAUGACUCUUUUCCUAGCUUAAAACUAAGUAAAUGAUGCACCAAAAAUAGAAAAAUCAUCCAUGAAAAUCUCUAAAAAAUCACCAAUCAUGUCUAAAAAGAUGGACAUCAUGCACCACUAAAAAGUGGCCAGGGCAUUACAUAGUCCAAAAGGCAUUCUCUUGAAUGCAUAAGUUCUAAAGGGGCAAGUAAAAGUUGUCUUUUCUUGAUCAUCUAGAUAAAUAACUAUCUAAUUAUAUCUCGAAUACCCAUCUAAGAAACAAAAAUAUUUUUGCCCUUGUAAUGUUUCUAACAUUUGAUCUAAGAAUGAAAGAGGGAAGUGAUCUUUUCUUGUUACUACAUUAAGCCUUUGGUAAUCAAUGCAUACCCUCCAUCUUGUGGUUAAUCUUGUUGGUACAUUCUCUCCUUUCUCUGUUCGUGUCACAUUCCAACCCGAUUUUUUUUGUACGACUUGUGUUGGACUCACUUUGGGCUAUCAGAAAUAGGGUAGAUGAUCCCUACAUCAAUCUAUCUUAUAAUCUCUUUCUUCACUACCUCUCUCAUGGUAAAGUCUCCUUUGCAUCUUAUGACUAAGUUUCACAUUAUCUUCAAGGUAAAUUUGAUGCAUACAAAUGUCUAAAUUUAUUCCCUUGAGGUCUACCAUUGUCCAACCAAUUGCUCCCUUAUGAUUUCUUAAAACCUCGACAAUCCUGUCCUUGUGUUCCUCGGUCAAUGAUGCUGAAAUGAUUACAUAUAAGGUUUGGUUAGGCCCAAGAAAAACAUAUUUCAUUGAUUCGAGUAAUUUUUUAAAUUUAAAUCAAGAGCUUGUUCUAAUGAUGGCCUUAAUGAUAUUUCUAUGUUUAAAGUUUGUAGUUUUAUGUUCUACAUAUGCACAAGUUGAUUUGGAAUCAGUCACAUGUUGAACCCAAUUGAUCUCUUCAACGUGUCAACACUAUCAACUUCCUUCAAUUCAUCCACAUCUCGAUAGGGAAUUUAGUGCUGCAAAAUACAUUAAAUGCAAUGGUCUUAUCUUAUCAUUUGAUAUUAAUUAUUCCAUUUUCACAAACUAUGUUUGACUUAGUUGUGGCAAGGAAUUGUCUACCCAAAAUGAUUGGUGCAGGACAUAAAUCAUCUCUAAAAAGCAUAUUUAAGAUCAGAAAGUCGGCAGAGAAACAACAACCCUUCACAUCAAUAAUGACAUCCUCCAAUAAACCUUAAGUUUUUACUGAUCUAUCUCCUAGCUAGAGAACAAUAGGGGUCUCCUUAACCUCUUCCAAUUGAAAUUGAUUAAAAACUUUAGUGGGCAAUAGGUUCACACUUGCUCCUAGAUUGAGUAGUACAUUGAAAAAUAUGUUUUCUCCAAUUCUACUUGAAACUAGGGGUGCUCCAAGAUCUUUAUUUUUUCUAGGUAAGGAAUGAGUAAUCACUGCACUUGCCUCUUUGAAAAGAGUAAUCCUCCAAGGUGAUUUGCAAAGUGUGUAAAGGUUUUUCAAGAGUUUACCAUAGGAGGGAAUGUGCUUAAUUGCAUUGACCAAGGGAAUGAAAAUUUGAAUCUGCUAAAAUAUUUUUGUUAACUCAUCAUGAGGCUUCAUCCUAGUUCUCAUCUUAGGUUCUAGGACCUUAAGGAAUGUGAUGGAAGACGGGGCAAGAAUUCCUGUACCUGAUCAAUAAAACUCAAGACCCAGAAAGGGAGAGUCGAACUGAUUCGAUAAGAAUAUAUGGACCCUAGACUCUAGGUCUGACCACAUAACCUAAGUAUAGGCAGGCAUACCAAUAUGCACUAUCAGCUCAAGACAACCUAGAGAAACACUUCACGAUGGUAAGUGUGAGGCCCUCUUGGUCCACAUCCGAGCAGACGGUAGAACAAUUGUUGUGAGGUAGCCUAGGGUUGUAGCUCAUGAACGGUGACAAAUCUAGCGUAGUGUCAGAAGUCAUGAUCUGAUAACUGUCAUAUCUUGUCUACGUUGUCUUGAUGGCGAUAGAGACGAGCCAAAAAAACCCUUCAAGAGAUAAUUAAACUUAAGAGGAAGGGGUACGGAGCUAACCUUCGGGGCUGCGUAGCCUGAUAGGUUGUGACGGAAUAGAGAUUCGACGUAGGUAGAGACGUUUGGUGAAAAUCAAUGCUCAGUGUCGAUAAUUGGUCUUGGUCGAGAGUCGUAGUCAUCAUCGUCAUAAGGCAUGGCACUGUCGGCGCAGACGUGGGCCCGCUGGUGGGCCAAAGGGCACGCUAGCGGGCAUGGGCCCGCUGGUGGGCCGAAGGGCAUGCUAGCACACGCGCGUGGUGCACGGCAUGCCCUAGGGCACACGGGUAGGGGCACCAGGUGGGUGCGCGGGCUGCAAGAGCCGACGCGCGCGGCGCACGCAGCGGCAGUGCUUCGGCGAGAAGGCCGAGCAUCUGCGGUGCUUUGACAAGAAUGCCAAGUGUUAGUGGCGCUUUGGCGGGAAUGCCAAGUGUUAGCGUUCGGCGGGAAGGCCGAGUGUUAGUGGUGCUUUGGCAAGAAUGCCAAGCGUCAACAGCACUUUGGCGGGAAUGCCAAGCGUGCGUGGUUGGGCAGAGACCAAACCGUCACCGGAAGGAUCGGCCCUCUCUGAUGGUGCCGGGAAACAGAGUAGAGGACGGAGAUGAUCCGGCCGACAAUACUAGGGAGGGUUGAGCUCUCCUGGUCUAAGUGGCGCUGGAAACAACACGACAGCGACGGGGCAUCGGGAAACUCCGGCAGGGCCUGUGAGGAGCUUGGACUGGUUCUGGCUCAUCGGCACGGCUGUAGGGUCUCUCCCGACGUUGGCAGCAGGUUGGUGUUCGUCGGCGAAUGGCCAGUGACUAGGUGGAGCAGCAGAGGGCGGCCCCGGUAAGUUUGGGGUGGAGUUCCGGAGGAAGAGGCAGCAGUCAAAUCAGGGGUCAAGAGACUCUAGCAGAGUGCUCGGCGACGGCUCAUAGAGAGGCGAAGCGAGCCCCUUUCGUCACGAGGGCGUGACAGGGUUCCAGUAGAGGCGGCAGUGGCUGUAGUGGCAACCAUGAUCAUUUUGUCUGGUGAUGGUGGCGAACUCCUGAGCAGCAAUGAGAUGGCUGGUGGCGAUAGUGGUCUCAUGUGGCAGCGGGACUUCUCGAGCAGCAGCGUCACGAGGAACAAAAUCCUCGAAGGGGGUAUCGAUGGCCUUCCUCUUCCUCCUUCCCUUCCCUUCCUAUCCUAGAUCACGGAGAAGCUACUCACAAAAUGAUAAUCUCUCUCAAAAAUAUACGGCACUCUCUUGAGGGGGGGUCCUACCUCCCCUUAUAUGGCAGCCCACAAGUGGGCUAAGGGGAGGUGGGCCUACUUGAGGCCCUCAAGCCCAUAAGCCACAAAUGCUACAAAAGGGGCUUAUUGGGCCUCUUGAAGAGAGACCCAAUAAGCUCCCCUAAAAGGAGAAAGAGGGCCCUCUUAUGGUGCUUAAGUGGGCCUCAAAUGAAGACCCAAAUAAGCCCCAAAAGAGGCCCAAAAGGAAAGACACAUAGGUCCCCCCCCCCCCUAGGGUUGUAAUUGGGCCUUAGAGAGAGACCCAAUAAAACCCUAAAAAAAGGGAGACACAAACAACAACACACACACAUAGAAUUAGGCCCGCUAACACACAAACAUGAGGCCCAACAAGUCAAUGUGAAAAUACAAAGAAAGAUAAGAGUGAGCUGGGCUCAUCGUUGUUGCGGAGGUAGAAUGUCGUCAUCUUGAAGGGCUAGGCCGUGUAGCAAAAGCCAGGCUCCUUCAUCUUCUCAUGUCCAUCAAGCUGAACUCAGACUGCCAGUGUCUCUUGAGCUGAUGGAGACAGGUCCCACUCGCCAUCAAAAUGGCACUACCUUAGCCUUCCCCAUUAGACCUGUGAUGUCUAUCUUCUCUCCAUUCUUAAUCUCCUUAGACCUUAUUCUUCUUCUCUUUCCUCAAAAAACAAAUCAUCAUUUUGCUAACCUAUGGUGGGUGUGCUUUUGCUAUUACCCUCAUAUGAAUCUUUGAGAAUUUUUUCACUCCUCAAUAUAGUUACAGCCUCUACAUUUUCAAAAUUUGUGGAAGAUGGUAGUUGUGACAUCGAAGCUUGAUGCCUUGCAAAAUUGACACUCUUAUUUUGUGGAUUAGUAAUAGGCUGAUUUGGGAGCUGUCCUAGCUUCCUCCUAGGAUUUGCAAUAGCUAACUUUCUUAUUUCUUUUUCUUAAUUUUGAACAUUUUGUUGAUGAUACAGUUGUAUGAUAAGUCUUCAUUAUCAUGAGUUAAUAAUUAGUAAAUGGUAUAGUUUUAACCUUAACUCAUGAUAAAUAGACUUAUAUUUAUGUUAAAGUGUGAAAAGUGGUUUUUAGUUGAUUAACGUGAAUUUUUGAGUAAUUAUAUGAUUUUAUACACAUUUAUAUAAUUUUUAUUGUCUUACUUUUGAGAUAAAUAAAGAAAAAGAAAUAAAAAUAAAAAAUAUAACAAAAUAGGGCGGACCCACCAGCUAGUUAGGCCCACAAGCGGGUCGAAAUUGUAGUCAGGGAGGACUUGCGAGCAAGGGCUUGAGCAGCAAGGAUCAAUAAAGGCACGUGUGUGCCACUCCCCUUCCACGUCACUAGUGAUUAGCUGACUAUGGGGCAAGGAAUGGUUGUACACACGUGAGAAAGAGACUUGAUUCAAAUGUAAUAUUACUAUAUAUUCGUUUGAAACUUUGACGCACAAGUGAUGUAAGACUAAACCCGUGUCACACUUUCCCCAUAAAGGAUUCAAUAAUUUUAAUAUCUAAAAGACCCCUUAUUUAUAACAGAGAUAUACCAUGAUGACAUCAUUUGAUAAAAGUAUUAGAGUACUUAUGUCAAUCUUUCUCAUGUAGGUGAACAAUUGAUGUAGGUUUGAAUCCUCCCAAAGUCAAAACUUAUAUUUUUUUUAACUGAUUACUGCAACUUUCUUGUAGAUCAUCGAUGAAGGAUUAAGCAACUAGAAUCAUUAGAUCAUCGACAAAAAUCUCAUCAACGUGAUUCGUGAGGCAUUGUUCCUAAAAUUGUUGAAUGAUUCGUGAUAAAAGGAUUGCAAAUCCAUCAAGUAAAGCAUCUCCAAUUGAUCGACGAAUAAAUUGUCGUCAGGAAGAGGAUGAUCUGCAGAGAGAUAAGUUGCCACCUCCUGAGAGCAUACCGGAUGUGAUGAAGAGCCUCUUCUUGCUAUGCGGACUUGAGGAUGAAGCUCCUUCACACACACCCCACCUCCAUCCAACUCCUCUACGUUGGGUGACAGCCGCUGGAGAGCUGGGAGUCACUAUUUUUCCGCUCUAUCAAGUGACAACCGCCAGAGAUGAUUUGAUGACCCAUUUCAUUGAUCUCUAGACUUCGCAAUGAGAUCUAAAAAUUACCCACAUCAUCGUUAUCUAAAGAGAGCCUUUGAGGCUGUAGACACUGCAUGACUAUUUUCUUGAACACUUAGGAUUCCACUACAUUGCUGACACAUUGCCGCCGCAACGUCAAAACUCUAUUUUCCUACUUUCAACUUACUUUCUGCUUCAUUUAGUGAUAAUUUGUGUGAUUUAAAUUUACCAAGAUAUAUUUUAUUCUAUUACAAUUUUUUUGAAUUAUACAGAUAUUAAUUUGAUCAAUUAAAUUGUUAAUAAAGCUAGAAAAUAUAUAGAUUUAAAUUGCUUACAUAAGAAUCACUGUGAUGUGACUUAGUCGUAUAUUAAAUCACACAAAUCUAAAAUUUAUAAGGCUAGAAAAUAUGAUUUUUCAAAUAUUUAGACAUAUUUUUAAACAAAUAUAUCAAUUAUAAUUCAAUAAAACUUUGAAGAAUAAUAGUAAUUUUCUAAAUCAAUCAUAGAUAUGUAAUAUAAUAUCUAGUAAUUAUUCAAUUUUUUGUAAAGAAUACUACUUUUUAUGAAUUUUAUACAAAGAAAUGAAAAGGAAAUAUAUUUAAAAUUCACGAAAAAAGGAAAUAAGGGUGUGAAUGACAAGAUGCUGUCAAUGCCCGAUGAACACGAAUCGGGUGGGAAUAGAGUUUCACUUGACAAUUCUUACGUAAGCAAUUACAAAUAAUUUAAUUGAUCAAAUUAAGAUCUAUAAAAGCUAAAAAAGUCAUAAUGAAAUGAAGUAUAUCUUGGUAAAUUUAAAAUCAAAAAAUUAUUGCUAAAUGAAACAAAAAUUAAGUUGAAAGUAAGAAAACAGAGUUCCGACAUCACGAUGGCAAUACGUCCGUGAUGCACCAAAAUCCUAAGCGUUCAAGAGGAUCAUUGUGCAGUGUUCAUAGCCUCGAAGGCUCUCCUUGGACAAAGACGAUGUCGGUAAUCUCUAGAUCUCCUUACAAAGUCUAGAGAUCAAUGAAAUGGGUCGUUGAAUUGUCUCCCACGGCUGUCACCUAGCAGAGUGGAAAAAUGGUGACUUUGCAGCUCUUUGGCGGCUGUCACCUAUAGGAGAGGAGCUGGAUGGAGGUGGGGCGCAUGUUAAGGAGCUUCAUCCUCAAGUCCACACAACAAAAGGAGGCUCUUCAUCACAUCUGGUAUGCUCUCAAGAGGUGGUGACUCGUCUCCCAGCAGAUCGUCCUCUUCUCGAUGAUAGUUUGUUCAUCGAUCAAUCAAAGAUGCUUUACUCGAUGAAUUCACAAUCCUUUUAUCGUGAAUCAUUUAGCAAUUUUAGUAACAAUGCUCUACGAAUCACGUUGAUGAGAUUUUUGCCGAUGAUCUAGCGAUUCUAAUUGCUUAAUCCUUUACCAACGAUCUAUAGGAAAGUUGUAAUAAUCAGCUAAAAAAAAUAGAAAUUUUAGUUCUAGGAGGAUUUGAACCCAUGCUAGUUGCUCGUCUGCAUGAGAGAGAUUGACAUAAGUACUUUAAUACCCUUAUAAAAUGAACAUCAUCAUGGUAUAUCUCUAUUAUAAAUAAAAGGUCUUUUAGGUAUUAAAAUUUUCAAACCUUUUUUGAGAAAGAUGCGACGUAGUUUAAUCCCACAUCACUUGUGUGUCGAAAUUUCAGGCAAAUAUAUAGUAAUAUUACAUUUUGGAAGCAAGUCCCUUCUCUCACAUAUUCGACCACUCCUUGCCCCAUAGUUGGCUGACCAUUAGUGACAUGGAAGAGGGGCGCACACAUGCCUCUAUUGGUCCAAGUCGCUCGAGCCCCUACUCACGGCUACACACUAACUGUACUUUCGACUCACUUGUGGGCCCAACUAGCUGAUAGGUCUCCCUCUAUUUUGUAAUAUUUUUAUUUUUAUUUCUUUUUCUUUAUUUAUCUCAAAAGUAAGACUAUAAAAAUCAUAUAAAUUUGUAUAAAAUCACAUAAUUAUUCAAAAAUUCACAUUAAUUAACUAAAAAUUACUUUUCACACUUUAACACAAAUAUAAGUCUAUUUACCAUGAGUUAAGGCUAAAACUAUAUUAUUUACUAAUUAUUAAAUUAUGGUAAUGAAGACUUAUCAAGGGACAAGGGUGUUGGCCCAGCCAAUAGGCUAGCAUAGUAGGGCCUUAACCUUUUGUAGAGUAAGAAGCACUAUUGCGCUUGAUUUAGGAAGAAUAGGAGACAUACAUACACUAAAUCCAACACAAAAAGACAUGCAUAUGAACCCUGACGACCCAUGACAACUUCUCAGCUACAUUAACAUGGGAACACUUUAGAGAGAGGAUAGAAAAGAAGAGUUGGGAAAACAUGAUUUGUCAUAAAGCACUACCCACAAAAAUAUCUUUGUUCAUUUGAAGACUUUUAUAGAAAAAAGUUCCACUUGACAUGAACAUUAGAAGAAUGGGUUUCCAACUAAGAUCCAAAUACAAUUGUCGUCAACAUACUGUAGAGAAGAAUUUGUAACACAUGUGUUAUUUGAUAGUGAAAGGGCGGAGGAAUACUAGGAAUGGUUCCUAGAAAAAAUUGAGUCCAUUGAAAAAAAGAGAAAAAUACUUUCACCAAUGGCUCCACUUUAUUUUUUAGAAUAGAACAAAAGAAAGUAAAAUAGGAAUAAUGAUAAGGAUCACAUUCUCAUGCCUCAAGUGAGAAAUUUGGAUAGGCUGAAGCACAAAAGGAAAGAAGGAAUAGCUUCAUGGCACCCUUCAUCACAUGUAAAUGUACAAAAUGGGUGGUGGAAUCAAGAAGCAAGGCAUCAUUGAGAUCUGAGGAAGAAUCGUUAAAAACAUGAAAUAUUUGGGGCCUAAUUGAAUGAUCAAUUAUUGAAAUGGAAAUAGGUAAAUGGUAUCUCCAAAAAGGUAAAUAUAAGAUGAAUAUAGAUGGCACAUCCAAAUGAAAUCCAAGACCUGUUGGGGGGGGGGGGGGGUUACUUGAGAUCAUGAAGGCCAGAUGAUUGGGGCCUGCUCCCUCAUAUAUGGACAAGAUACAUGCAUGGAAACUGAGUAUAGAGCAUUAGCAAGUGGCCUCUUAUUAUGUUAUAAAUGAAAUAUUAGCCAAGUAAUAAUAGACUCUCAAACUCUUGCAAAAAUGUAAAAAAAGAAAUAUGUAGGCAAUGAAAAUUCAAGACAUGGUGGAACAUAAUAAAAAAAAAACCUUUUUAUAUCAUUGAGAUCUCCCAUUAGUAUAAAAAAGGUAACUCUAUGACUGAUUUUCUUACUAAUGAAGGCAUAAUGAACAAAGAAUUCUAGAGCUUGUAGGAAUUGCUGUAGAUGGGAAGAGGCAUCUUUAGUCUUGAAAAAUAGGGACUUCGAAACAUGAGAAAGACAAGAUGAGUAAGGAAAACAUGAGUCAUAGAGGCAUGUAUCUUCCACUCUGAUUUAUACACGACUGUACAAUAUUGAUCAUAUGAGUAAAUUACUAGAAAAAUGUCAAAAGAAUAGAAUUUCAUGAGAGAUAUGAAAUGAUAGUAAAACCAUAGAUGAUUGAUUAGGAGUCACUAUUGAAUUUGAAUGCACAACAAGCAAAGCAGAGGACAUAAAGCUGCAAAAGAAGGCAAGGGGAGGUAGGGAAUUAGAGCAGAUCUACAAGAAAUAACAAAUCUGAAUAAUGUUGAGUUUUCAAGGAUGAUGGUUGAUAAGUCUUCAUUAUCAUGAGUUAAUAAUUAGUAAAUAAUAUAGUUUUAGCCUUAACUCAUGAUAAAUAGACUUAUAUUUGUGUUAAAGCAUGAAAAGUGGUUUUCAGUUGAUUAACGUGAAUUUUUGGGUAAUUAUGUGAUUUUAUACGAUUUUUACAGUCUUAGUUUUGAGAUAAAUGAAGAACAAGAAAUAAAAAUAAUUUGAUUAAUUGAGUCGUUGUGAUUAAUUUGAUUAAUGUGAUUUUAUAACGUGAAAAGUCGUUGUUUACCAGAUAUUAUAUUUCCUUUUCUUUUUGUGAAUUUUAAAUAUAUUUCCUUUUUAUUUCCUAGUAUAAAAUUCGUAAGAAAAUCGUACUCAUUGAGAAAAAUUCUGAAUAAUUACCAGAUAUUAUAUUACAUCCCUGUGAUCGACCUGGAAAAUUACCGCUAUUUUUGGGAUUUGUAUUGAAUUAUAAUUGAUAUAUUUAUUUAGAAAUACUUCUAAAUAUCCGAAAAUUCGUAUUUUCUAGUUUUAUAAAUUUUAAAUCUGCGUGAUUUAAUAUACAACGACUGAGUCACGUCAAAUUUUGGCGCCGUUGCCGGGGAUGUAUUGCAUAAUAUUUAGUAUUUUUCUGUUUUUCUCUUAGAGUACACAAAAAAAAAACUUUACUCUUGUUUUAUUUUCUUUUUGCUGAUUUUUAUUAGAAAAAGGGAACAAAAAGAAGCACGGCAAGGACUGGAGCAUCCUGAAGGAGGGUAACAGUUACUAACUUUUUCCCUCGAAUUUAUUGAUUUUUAUGCAUGGUAGAAGAUCCUUGCAUCAAAGGCUAGAAAAUCCUUUCAUUAUUUCAUUCAAAAAUAAAAAUCCGAAAGAAAAAUUAAUUUUGAUGGAUCCUGAAGGAAGUACAGGUCAAACUGAGAACAAUCCUAUGGCCAUGAAAAAUCAUUAUAUCCCUGAUUCAUUUCAAAGAGCAUCCAAUAUUAGAGUCCCAUUAGCACCUACUGUUAAAUUCAAAAUAAAUCCAUGAAUUUUUCAAAUGCUCCCUAAUUUUCAUGGAUUGCCUUUAGAGGAACCUCAUCAGCACUUGGAAAAAUUUCAUAUGGUCUGUGAUUUAGUUAAUCUCCCUCAAGUUACACCGGAAAUUAUUAAGAUGAAAUUAUUCCCUCAUACACUUAUGGACAAAGCUAGUCAUUGGCUAUCCACAUUAGAUAGAGAAUUAACUAGCUGGAAAGAUAUAGAACAGGCCUUUCUUCGAAAAUUUUAUCCCUUAGGAAAAACUCAAAAUAUGAGAAAACAUAUAUGGAGUUUUUCUCAAAGACCAGGAGAAACUUUGCAUGAGACAUGAGAAAAAUUCAAAGAUUUACUUAGAAAGUGUCCUCAUCAUGCUAUACCCAAGUGGCAACUCAAUAGAAUUUUUUAUGAUGGAUUAUUAGAACAACAUAGAAAUAUGGUCGAUUCUAUAUGUGGAGGAGCUUUUAUGGAGAAAACUCCUGAUGAGAUUUACAGUCUUUAUGAGAAUUUAAGUGAAAAUUCUAGAGAUCAAGCCUCUUUUGAAUUAUAUGACAAGAAAAUGAAAAAGAGAAAUUUAUGAAUUGCAUCAUGAUGAUAAUUCUAAACUUAGAAAUGAGGUUAAUCAGAUUAAUCAAAGAUUAGAAAAAAUUGAUUUACUUAUUGAUAAUAUUAGAAAGCCUUUUAACCCUCAACUUAAUUCGAAUAGUACAUGUCCUAUGUAUGGUGAAAAUGAUUAUUCUGAACUUCAAUGUUAUAAUUUAGAUCAAUCAUUUCACCCUAUGCGAGAACAAGUGCAAGUAGCUCACGGUUUUAAUAGAAAUAGGGAAAAUUUUUCAAAUUCUUAUAAUCCUAAUUGGAGGAAUAAUUUUUCAUGGAGAGACCCAAAUAAUAUUCAAAAUCCAGAAGCACUUAGACCCAAUUCAAACUCUGAAUUUCGUCCAAAACAAGAAAAUAGAUUUCAGAAAAAUCAGCCCUCUCAAACCCAACCUGAUGCUAUGGAAAUGAUGCAGCAAAUGAGCCAAAUGAUGCAACAAACUAUGAAUCAAAUGAUGCAACAAAUGAUGCAGCACCAGAAACAAAUUAUAGAGGCUCUUGAGAAUAAGAGAGAAGAGGGACAGCUACCUAGUCAGCCCAUAGAAAAUUCAGAAAACUGUCCAACAGUAAGAUUUCAGCAAGAAGAGUCUAGCUGGAUAAAUUUAGAAAAAAACCCACGAAAUGAAAAUGUUAGGGCAGUGAAUAUAUUGAGUGAGAAUAUUUUACCUGAACCUUAUUUCCAAUUAUUAGAAGAAAUUGAUGAUCCAUUAGAAGUAAAUAAGAAUAUUAAGGCCAAAAAUGUAGUAGCAGAAAAUUUGAAUAAAAUCAGUUAUUGCUCACAAUUGAUGAAUGAAUAUAGUGAGGAUGAUGAGGAGAAAGAACCCUUAGAUGAAGAAACAGCGACUGAUCAUAGAAAAAUCAUCCAAAUUUCAGUAGAAGGGAGUAAGGACAGAAAUGAAGAAAAAUAUAUUUCAGGGGAGGAAAAAUCAAUUGAUUUGGGAGAUGUAGGAGACGAAAUUAAUGAAUCUAAUCAUAAUUUUGCAGCCAUUGAUGUUGAUUGUGAGGAUGAUGAUGUAUAUCAUAUACCAAAAUUAAAAGAUAGCUCUUGGGAAGAUGAAGAAUUUGAUGAGUUGAGAAACGAAAAGCUAGAAAAAGAAUUGAUUCAACUAAUGGGAACAAGUGAAAAUAAUAGAUGUGAAUAUAGAGAUAAUUUUGGAGGAGAAAAUUUGAAUUUUACUGAAUUCAUUAGAUCUGAGAUUAAAGAAGACAAUCCUUCCAUCCUUCAAAACCCACAGCCCAUUAGAAUUAUUUCUAAGCUUGAAAUAUUUCACUCCUCACAAAUUGAACAAAUAUGUAUGGAAGAUAAAAUGGAGCAGGGGAAGAUUAUGCAGAUAAAAGAAGACAUUAAGAAAUGGGUGAGUGGAAGAAUUAGAGAUACCAAUUUAGAUGAAAAAAUUUUAGAUUGGGCAAGAGCUAAUCUGAAAAUUAUACGGCCUGAUCACAUUUUAUGGUUUAUUAAUAGAAAGUAUUUAUUAAUGAAUGAGAGCCUAACAAAACAAGAUAGAAAUAAGGAAAGAUUCUUUUCAAAAUGGAAAUAUUAUUUUUGGGAAAAUUUUGUUAAUUUCCAUUUUGUUUUGGCUGAAAGUAUGUCAAGGUAUAUAUAUGAAGUAUAUGAAUUUAUGCUAAAUCUGAAAAAGAAUAUCAUGAAACUUACCUUGGGAUACAAAUAUAUUUUGAUGGCCAUAGAUCAUCUUAUAUGAUAUAAGAGCUGUCCAGUUGGAGACAUUAAAUUCAGCGCUGCAUGGGAGGCAACCCAUGGUUUUUAUUUCAUUCUGUUUGAUUUUUUUAAGUUUUUUUAAUUUCGCAGUACUUGUUUCUGUAUUUGUUUUUCUUUCGAAAAAGUGCAGGAGGAGGAGUGUAAGAUGAAGUGGAAAAUUAAAAACGAGGUUGAGGUGAUGUCUUUCAGAGCUUCAUCAUUUAUGAAAAUAUUUUUAAUGCUUAACUUUGCAGAUAUGCAUGCUUCACUUGAAAAUUAUAUUUUCUGCAUAUUCUGUAUCGAGUUUUCUGUGUCAUUGAGGACAAUGUCAUUUUUAAGUUGGGGGUGAAGUAUUCAUUAUUAAUUUAUGCUGUAGGACGAUUAAGAACAUGUGUUUGCAUUUUAUUCAACUUAGAACAGCAACUAAAAAAAUAAAAAAAAUCGCCGAAUUCGGAAAAACUGCAACAUCUAUUUUCUGGUUUUCUGUCAGGAACAACAGACUGUCAAAAACAGCAGAUAAAAAAUAAAAAAAAAAAACCCGAAAUUUGAAAUUAUAGAGACCCUUUUCUCACAUUUCAAUCCCCUAGAUAUAUAUUACUGAAAUUCGAAAUUACAGCUAUAAAGAAGAUAGUUUUGAUUUAUUUUUGACAAAUUUAUUGCUGCUAAAAUAGAACUGAAAACAGAAAACAGAACUGUCAGAACUAUCUAAUUUACAAAUUCCUUACAUCAUAUUACAUGCAUGAAAAAUUAAAUCAAUUAGAUUGAUUGAUACCAAAAGAUACUAGGAAGAUUAUUAUUGAGUCAAAAGAAUGAUCUAGUAGCAUGAAAUGUUGGAAUACUCCUUGGAUACAUGAUAGAUAACAUGGAUUUGAUUUUACAAAUUUUCACUUCAUGAUCUUGAUGGAUAAUAUUUACUUGAUGUGAAAAUUUGAUUGAUCAUUUGAGUUUAAUGGAGAUUUUUGCACCCUGAUCUAUAGGACUUGUGAGGAGAAAUCACUUAUUUCAAAAAAAAAAAAAAAGAGAGCAAUGUGAAAAAUCUAGAAACGAAGAGUACACAUGGAGGGUGUGAGACAUCAUUCUCAUUGUCGAAAAUCGUGUAUAGAAAAACACUUGCUGCAAAAUAAGUGGAUAAAGUGAAAGCCCUGAAAAUGAAGAGUACACAUGGAGGGUGUGAGACAUCAUUCUUAUUGUCGAAAUUUGUCUACAGGAAAAGCUACUUAUCCACUAUAUAUAUAUAAAAAAAAAAAAAGAAGGAAGAAAUAAAGUGCAAACUUCAAAAAUCAAGUCAUAGAAAAAGGGAAAUGUAAGAUCAAUAUUAUUCUUGGAUGAGUAUUGAUAAUUGGAACAUCUUGUAAAUACAUCUAUGAGUGAAGAAGUGAUAAAGAUGUGAAUAGAAGAAGUGAAGUCUAGAUUGUUAUUCCAAGGAGUGUUUAAACAUUUAAGUGCUUGGCAUCAUUCUUAAAUACUUGAUAUAAGAAUCCAAAGUGUUUAAAGGUGCAUCAUUUCUAAUUGUAUUUUUUUUUCUGUAUUGAAAUAUGAUGUUUGAGAUUUGUAAAUUUUUAUUUUCGUAAUUCCAUUGCUAAGGGACUAGCAAUGAUUUAAGUUGGGGGGUGUGAUAAGUCUUCAUUAUCAUGAGUUAAUAAUUAGUAAAUAAUAUAGUUUUAGCCUUAACUCAUGAUAAAUAGACUUAUAUUUGUGUUAAAGCAUGAAAAGUGGUUUUUAGUUGAUUAACGUGAAUUUUUGGGUAAUUAUGUGAUUUUAUACGAUUUUUACAGUCUUAGUUUUGAGAUAAAUGAAGAACAAGAAAUAAAAAUAAAAAUAUUGCAAAAUGGGGGGAAUCCGCCGGCCAGCCGGGCCCGCAAGCGGGUCGGAAGCGCAGUCGGGGAGUAGCCGCGAGCAGGGGCUCGAGCGGCUUGGCUUGGAUUAUAGGGGCACGUGUCGCCGCUCCCCUUCCUCGUCACCGGUGGUCAGCCGGCUGUGGGGCAAGGAGUGGUCGUACACGCGAGAGGACUUUGCCUAGAAAGCUAACUUUACUAUAUAUUCGCCCGAAUAAUCGGCCACAACCGAUGUGGGACUAAAUCCCCUUGUAAGGGGGGGCGACCGCCGCGGGUUCGAAUCCUCCAGAGUCAAAAUUCAUAUAUUUUUAACUGAUUAUCGCGACUUUCCUGCAGAUCGCCGGUGAAGGAUUAAGCAACCGGAAUCGCUGGAUCAUUGGCGAAAAUCUCGUCAACGCGAUUCGCGGAGCAUUGCUACUAAAAUUUCUGAACGAUUCGCGAUAAAAGGAUCGCGAAUCCAUCGAGUAAAUCAUCUCCGAUUGAUCGACGAACAAGCCGUCGUCGGGAAGAGGACGAUCCGCCGGGAGACCAGUCGCCACCUCCUGAGAGCGUACCAGAUGCGAUGAAGAGCCUCCUCUUGCUGCGCGGACCUGAGGAUGAAGCUCCCUAA